This is a messenger RNA of Sander lucioperca (pikeperch), 5041 nucleotides long. Its product is annotated as C-terminal binding protein 1. Gene Ontology annotation, molecular function: NAD binding; transcription corepressor activity; oxidoreductase activity, acting on the CH-OH group of donors, NAD or NADP as acceptor. The coding region runs from base 377 to 1714 and encodes 445 amino acids. The transcript has 11 exons. The record is from RefSeq and is a predicted model, not a curated record. NCBI's taxonomy places the organism in Eukaryota, Metazoa, Chordata, Actinopteri, Perciformes, Percidae.
AAGAAGGCAUGUUGCACUAAAGAGUCUAACGUUAGAGCACUAAACAAUGUUUUAAAUUAAGUUUGCCGUUCCGCCGUGGAAGGUGAGGGCGCUCCUUCCAGUCCACCGAUGCUUUUACACAGACUGUCUGACCCCCCACCAACAAUCCACUUCCUCUUUUGUGUAAUUUCAUGGCGAUCGGGAGAGAGGGAACACCACCGACGCACGCACACUGCCUCAGCACUCUUGAAAGAGUUUAUCCGGGUGUAAACUAAGUUGUCAAUCUGACUGGCACAACGGACAUUGUUCUCCAGGUGAAACUAAGUGGACAACAUUAAAGGGGCUCCAUUGCACUUGGAUCUGUUCUUCUCUGUCCCAGGUUCAGACUGCGUGGUCUAUGGCUCUGAUGGACAAACACAAACAGGUCAAGCGGCAGAGACUUGACCGCAUUUGUGAGGGUAUCCGACCCCCCAUCCUGAACGGGCCAAUGCACCCGCGGCCCCUGGUUGCCCUGCUGGACGGGCGUGACUGCACUGUGGAGAUGCCCAUCCUCAAAGAUGUGGCCACAGUGGCCUUCUGCGAUGCCCAGUCCACACAAGAGAUUCAUGAGAAGGUGCUAAAUGAGGCAGUUGCUGCCCUGCUCUACCACACCAUCACUCUGUCCAGAGAUGACUUGGAAAAGUUUAAAGGCCUACGCGUAAUUGUCAGGAUUGGCUCCGGCUUCGACAAUGUUGACAUCAAAGCAGCUGCUGAGCUAGGCAUUGCUGUCUGUAACGUGCCAGCAGCGUCUGUGGAGGAGACAGCCGACACUUCGCUAUGUCUGAUCCUCAACCUGUACAGGCGAGUCACCUGGAUGCACCAGACCCUCAGGGAGGGAACCCGUGCCUCUAGUGUGGAGCAGAUCAGGGAGGUUGCUGGCGGUGCUGCUCGUAUCCGGGGCGAGACGCUGGGCAUUAUCGGUCUAGGGCGGGUUGGCCAAGCGGUGGCUCUGCGGGCUAAGGCCUUUGGUUUUGGCGUGAUCUUUUAUGACCCCUACCUGCCUGAUGGUGUGGAGCGCUCACUGGGACUUCAGCGCAUGGCCACUCUGCAGGACCUGCUUAUCCACUCUGAUUGCGUGUCCCUGCACUGCAGCCUCAACGAGCACAACCACCACCUCAUUAAUGACUUCACCAUCAAACAGAUGCGUCAGGGAGCCUUCCUGGUGAACACGUCAAGAGGAGGUCUGGUUGACGAGAAAGCGUUGGCUCAGGCCCUGAAAGAGGGGCGGAUACGAGGGGCUGCCCUGGACGUCCAUGAGACAGAACCUUUCAGUUUUUCAACAGGUCCUCUGAAGGAUGCCCCCAACCUGAUCUGUACCCCGCACACAUCCUGGUACAGUGAGCAGGCCUCUGUGGAGGCUCGCGAGGAGGCAGCCAGGGAGGUUCGCCGCGCCAUCACGGGGCGUAUCCCUGACAGUCUGAAGAACUGCGUUAAUAAGGAGUAUCUGAUGGCAGCCUCUCAGUGGCCCAGCAUUGAGGCAGCUACUGUUCACCCAGAACUUAAUGGAGCCACUUACAGAUUUCCUCCAGGUCUGAUCAAUGUUGCAGCAGCAGGGGGUCUCCCAGGAGCUGGCACAGGGGUUGAAAGCCUUGUCUCAGGAACCCUGGCGCAUGGCAUCACCCCUGUCUCGCACCCCCCUCACGCCCCCUCCCCUAACAAGGCCGAAGCCGACAGAGACAUCCCCUCCGACCAAUAGCCCCCCCUGCCGUCGCUAGCACAUUCCGUCGCCUCUGGAAACCUCCUCCCAUCCCCACCUCCCAGCAUCAGACACAGCCCGACCCUCCAGUACAUCGGCAGCGCCAGUUUGACCUGAUGUGGAUCUACAGUCUUGUUCCUCAGAUCACAUAACCAGCCCAGGAGUGACCUAUCCACAGCUAGUCCCAUCCCAUCCACACCCAUCCCUCCAUCCUCGUCCUCAUAUCAGCCACUCACCUGCCAUCCCCUCCCCCCCUUCACUCCCCAACAACGUCAGCAAUAACUGUGUUCUCAAGGAUUCAAUGAUUUGAUUGGUUUAUAUCCUUAGUUGGCUGUUGUUUUUAAUGGAAAGGUGACCUGUUGUGGUUAUAGGUAUUAAUGUUUGUUUAAAAAAAAAAAAAAAAAAAAAAAGUUGCAUUUCUGACUUGAGGCUUUACAGUCUGCUGCCUCCUGCAGGCCUCCUCUGACUCUAACCAUAGAGCACAGAGGCAGAAAGGUUGAAGCUCCCCUUUGUACAUUAAUGGCUCGUGUUACUGCUCUUUUCUUCUUUUCUUUUUUUUCCUCCCCCCCCCAACCUUUCUUGUGAUGGGGGGGAAAUGUGUACUAAAGUAAACCAGACAGAAUCACAAACAGUACAUCCUGUCCUCCCCGCCAGGUGUCUAGCUACCCCUCAGCACAGUUUUAGCUCUCCCUGGCAGUGUCGUCCGCUUGCUCAGCAGAAAACAAAACAUAAUGCUAUCUGUGUGGAGCUCUGUCAGACUAUCAAAGUAUAUUGUAUCUGCUCAGCUCAUGCUUAGUGAUACCCAACAUGCUUUACUGCUGUGACGUUCUAGUUUAAGGACAGUCAACCGGGUUUUUACAAACGCUUUGCCCCUCAUGGAUUGUUUUGUCGUGAGAUAAGUGUUUUAUCAGAUAGCACCUAGGCAUGAAUGUUAUCUCAUGCCAGCAGCAGGAGUGCUAUGUCUGAGCUCUUUACAUAUGGUGCCCACACGGAAUCAAACGCUGCAGCCGUUUCUGGCUGGAAAUCGGCAGCAUGCCAGAGGCCUCGCCAGCAGAGGGCACUGUCUAACUGCUCAGAGCUGAGAGAGAGUUGCACGCAGCUAACUUCAGUCAGACAGACAGUUACACGUUAGCUGUAGUGAUGAAGAACAUGAUCACACACUGCCAACAUUCAGAACACAAGAUGGGUGACCAGGGAUCGACUACCGCCUUAUUGUUUAAUAAGAUCUCACUGCACCCUGCCACUACCCUGCACCCACCCACCCUCCCUCCACUCCUCUCCCACUGUCAUGGCCCACCCUACACAUCUGCUCAUGAACCAGUAUGCAUCCACCAAUUCCUUUAAGCGUAAGGGGACAGUAGAGUUUAGUUUCUCUGUAGGAGCAAGGGGACAGUGUUCUUGCAUGCUGGCUUUGUUAAUGACAGUGGUAUGCGUGCGUGUGUGUGCGCGUACAUUUGUGUGUACAUGGGUGUGUGUGGGGGUUUUGUAUGUGCGUUUGUCUGUUCCCUCACCCUGUUAUGAUAACAAGCUAUGGUCUUUCCAAAGGAAUAGUCCCUUAGGAUUAACUCUUUAACGCUGUUGCCCUGGUGUCAAGGGAACACCUUUCUAGUACCUCAGUAACAGAUAUUGAAUGUACCGUGCAUACCCUUUUAUUUUUUGUACAGAUUUUCUAGAUACUUCUUUACUAUUCUUUACCAGAAGGGUUGUGAAAUUGUAGCAGUAAUGAUACAAUGGAAAAAAAAAAGCAUUGCCCCAUGAAAUGAAAUUAAUUGACAAAAUCCUUUUAGGUUCGCUAUAGGUCACUGAAUACUCAGGCUUCGAAACCAAUGCGUAUCUCUUUGCCUUUACCUUUUAUUUCCUCAUUGUGGAGACUUCAGCAACGCUUUCCCAUUCUUAAGACUUCAGACUGUAGUUGACGUGUUUCAACCUCCAUCUUACUGGCUAUUGAAAAAGAAGGAAAAAACAAAAGGCGGUUGUCGUGGUCUGCUUUUUUUUUAAAAAAACAAUUUUUUUUUAACUGAACAGUAGAUAGUUUUGUUUUUACCCCCCUUCAUUGUCAAGCUGCUCUAUCUAUAGUGCAUGUGAGGUAAUUCUUUAGGGGAAAUACUAUUGGCUUAACGAAUUUGUGUCAUCUUGCUGUUUCCCGCUGCUCCCUGGCCUUUCCCCCUCAGAGUGUUUUCAACCCGAGUUGCCAUUUUUGUCGUGGUCAGUUUCCAGUGAUGUACAGUUUUCCCUCAGAGUCUAUGCGAGACAUGGAGCAUGUCUGUGUCCUGAGAUGUUAGGCUCCUCUGUCAUGUGAUGAGUAUAUAUUUUUUAAAAAUAACCCCCAUAGUUUGGAUUAUGAGCAUAAUAGUAAUCUUAAAUUUUGCUGUUGAUGAUUAUAUAUAUAUAUUUUUCAGUUCAGCAGUGCACUGUUAUGAAAACCAUUCUGUUUUAUUGUAGGAUUUCAUUUUUAUGGAUCUGCUGUCUGUGUUCUACAUGUUGUACUGAAACAUUUCGGAGAAAAAAAAAACAAAAGAUCCCUCUCCUGGUGAUUUCUUUAUAUAUUUUUUUUUUUAUUUGUCUUAUCCCAACUGUCUUUUCCAGCUGAUAUCCUCUGGGCCUUACUUAUUCUCUCCCUGUAAAAUUAACUGUUAUAGAAAGUCGCCAUGGAACCACUCACUGCCUUAAUACAGUUGACCACAGCAGGUGAAGUCAGGAGACGCAUCCAGUUGAAAAGAACGGGCCAUGAUCGAAUCCGUUUGGCAAAAAGAUCCUCACACCCUGGCCGGCUUAAAUCUGCAGCACCUUGUAUUUCUUUUUCACUGAUGAACCACAUUUAGCCUUGUUUUGGGCUCAAACACAUACAUCAAGUGUGAAUUGUUACUGUGCAUUAAUAAGAUGUUAUAUUUUUCUUUUCUAACUUUGAAUAGUUAAGUCAGCUUGGCAGUGUGUGUGUGUGCGCAUAGGCUAACAGAUAAGCACAAUGUGUAUGCUCACAAAGCCACAGCUGAUAUUUCACUCUUGGGUGUGAGAAUGCCCCCACUCACCACCACCACCACCACUCUGGGGCUCUUAAAGCAUCUUUCACAGUGCUGCCAGAGCCCCAGUGGGGCUUGGAGGGGGAGGGCAUAGAAAACACUGAUGUGGUCUGUCAAAAAGGAAAAAAGCUGAAAAUUACGAUGAGAAUCGGUCACUUUUUCUCUCUCAGGGUUCAAAUGCACACAUAUCCUCCAGCAGUCACCCUCUGUCUCGUCUCCCUCGUCCCAAGUAUUCUGCCCUCAGAAUGUAAAACAACGGCGUUUAAAAAAAAAAAAAAAAAUUAAAAUAAACGCUCUCCCCUCGGUC